Messenger RNA from Cydia pomonella (codling moth), 1411 nucleotides. Its product is annotated as cuticle protein 19-like. Bases 947 to 1312 code for a protein of 121 amino acids. The record is from RefSeq and is a predicted model, not a curated record. Gene Ontology annotation, cellular component: extracellular matrix. The transcript has 2 exons. NCBI's taxonomy places the organism in Eukaryota, Metazoa, Arthropoda, Insecta, Lepidoptera, Tortricidae.
GUGUAUGCGAUUAAGUGCAUUUUUUAUUGUAAUAUUAUAAUAGAUACUUUAAUCUCUGAUUCAGGUGAGUAUUGUAUUUGUUAACAACUUGGCGCAUUUAAUACAUUAAGGAAUAAUAAAGCUCUUAAACAAUAUAUAUACACUAACUAAACUAAAAUAUGCGACAAUCCAUAUCAAAAGGGACCUUAUGGCGGUCGGCGCUUAAGUCGCGUAUUACCGCAUUAGUAUUGGCGCGCCGCUAAUAAAAACGUAAGCGCCGCGCGCCGACCGCCAUAAGGUCGCUUUUGAUUUGGAUUGUCACAAUUAUAAUAUUUCUAACUUAAAACUAAAGUUAAAAUAUACUCACCUACAAUUUUUUUUUAAUUAUAUUAUAAAAAGAUAACAUAAUAAUACUACUUGAUUCAGUAAUACAUAUUUUGACAGCCUAUUUUAAGUAUAAGUACCUAGUUGGCGUUCUUCCCAUGUAGAAAGUAAAUCAACGUUGAAAGAAAUGUAACCCUACCACAAGGCCGCUCACACUUUACUUGUCAGUUGGACAAAUUAAAUAUACUGGUUUGCUGGUUUUUGUACCUUGCGUAAGUUUCGACAAAGUAGUGCUAUAAAACAUUGCAGAAAAGAUAACAACAUAUCAGUUAAGAAGUAUUCGUGCACUAGGAACAAUACCUACGAAUUAAUCAAUAUGAACUCAAAGGUUUACACCUAUUUAAUCAUUUAUAUUUGUAUUAAGUAUCCAUAUACAAUGCAAACAAAAAAAAGACACGUAAACAUAAGUUGAAACAAGGGUUUAAUUAGGUUAAACCAAUAUUUAAUUUUAAAUCCGCUAUAUUAGCCCAAUCACAAAAACAUGCAUAGAAAAUAGUAAAUAAAAACCUUUUUUGUAAUAAAAUUCCUGAAAAAAGGUACAUACGCUUAUUUUUGUUUCUAGAUCAUAUUUGCUGCCUGUAUCAUGGCUCUAGUAGCGGCUCGACCACAGGAGAGUCACGGACACGGACAUGACUCCCACCACCACGCUGUCUCCUCGCAGCACAUACAGCGCCACGACGUGCCCGGCAAGGCGCCCGAAGGCCAUCACGACUACUACGCGCACCCUAAAUACGAGUUCGAGUACAAGGUGGAGGACCCGCACACCGGCGACAAGAAGUCCCAGCACGAGUCCCGAGACGGCGACGUCGUGAAGGGCUACUACAGCCUGCAUGAGGCUGACGGCACUGUCAGGAUUGUGCACUAUACUGCCGACAAGAAAACUGGAUUUAACGCUGUUGUCACACAUGAAGGACACGCCAAGCACAUUGUUCCUAGUCAUCACCACUAAUUCUGCGAUAUUACUUACUAAGCGUAUUGUUGACUAUUUUGUAACCUAAUUUGUUUCUAAUUAAUUUAAUUUGUGUUUAAUUAUAAUACUAAAUAGGUA